AGUACUACAAUAUUCUAUAAAUUAAUUUUAAGACUAUUUCAUUAAAAUUUAUCUGAAAUCUGAAAAAUAUCUUACUAUGUUAAAUUUUAUGAAAUGAUAAUUUUUUAUCCUUGAAAAAUAAUCAAUUCAUCAACAUCUUUUUGUCAUCGUUAAAAUGUUUUUUUUAUUAUUUAAAAGCUUUAAUCUAAAUGUGUCAAGAACAACAGUAUUUUUAGGAGAAAAACACUUUUGUCUUUGUCCAAAACAGUUUGAUGUAAUUGUUGUAGGUGGUGGUCAUGCUGGAGUAGAAGCUUGUUCAGCUGCAGCCAGAAUGGGUGCAAAUACAUUACUAGUUACUCACGCAAAAUCAUCAGUUGGUGAAAUGUCUUGUAAUCCAUCAUUUGGAGGUAUUGGUAAAGGACAUUUGAUGAGAGAAAUAGAUGCUCUUGAUGGAUUGUGUGCUAAAAUUUGUGAUUUAUCAGGCAUACAUUAUAAAGUUCUCAAUCGAAGAAAAGGGCCAGCUGUAUGGGGCUUAAGAGCUCAAAUUGACAGAGAGCUCUAUAAAAAAUAUAUGCAAGCGGAACUAUUUUAUAAUACCCCAAAUCUCACUGUAAUUGAAAGUUCUGUGGAGAAUAUCGAACUUGAUGGAAAUAAUAAUUGUAGUGGUGUAAUUUUAGAAAAUGAAAUGCAAUUGAAAACUAAAUGUGUUGUUUUAACAACUGGAACAUUUUUAAAUGGAGAAAUGUAUAGUGGUAUUGUUGUGAAACCAGGUGGUAGAAUUAAUUCAAAACCUUCAAUAAAACUUGCUAAUACAUUGAAAAAAUUUAAAUUCAAAACUGGUAGAAUGAAAACAGGCACUCCUCCUCGUAUUGAAAGAGAAUCUAUAAAUUUCUCUAAUUUAUCCUUUCAAGCAGGUGAUAAUGUUCCUACACCAUUUUCAUUUUUAAAUGAUUCAGUUUGGAUUGAUCCUCAAAAACAAAUUAAAACAUAUAUAACUUAUACCAAUAGUAAAGUUCAUCAAAUUGUGUUAGAUAAUCUAAGUGUAAAUAGACAUAUAAAAGAAGAAGUUAAAGGUCCUCGAUAUUGUCCAUCACUCGAAUCCAAAUCACUGAAAUAUUAUGAUAGAAAUCACCAAAUCUGGCUUGAAAUAGAAGGUUUUAAUAGUAAUGUUGUUUAUCCAAAUGGAUUAUCAUGUACUUUACCAGAAGAACUUCAAAUAAAAAUUAUAAGAAGUAUAGAUGGAUUAGAAAAUGCUAAUAUUAUUCAAUUUGGCUAUGGAGUAGAAUAUGAUUAUGUUGAUCCUAGAGAAUUAUAUCCUACAUUGGAAACAAAAAGAAUUCCUGGUUUAUUCUUUGCUGGGCAAAUAAAUGGUACAACUGGAUAUGAAGAGGCAGCUGCACAAGGUGUUUUAGCAGGAAUUAAUGCGGCUUGUAAGGCAAUGAACAAAAAACCUUUAACCUUGAGUAGGACAGAAGCUUACAUUGGGGUUCUUGUAGAUGAUUUAACAACAAGAGGAACAGAUGAACCAUACCGUAUGUUUACAGGUCGAGCAGAAUUUCGUCUUUUCUUAAGACCGGAUAAUGCAGACAUAAGACUUACUGAAAAGGGGUUUACAGUUGGUUGUGUAAGUCAAGCACGUUUUAAUAAAACUAAAAAAAUAUUUUCAGAAUUGUCUGAUGGUAAAAAUAUUUUAAACUCCAUCUCCAUGACUAUGUAUAAAUGGAAUAAAUUAUUAGGAAGAAAGACUUCUAAAAAUCCUGAAUCUAAAACAGCACUUGAAAUUUUAGGUUUAGCUAAUGAAGGUAUUACAUUAAAUCUGCUUAAACCAAUUCUUCCUGCUCAGUUUAUUAAAAAAAUAAAUGAUGCUAAUUUAGAAACACGUUUAAAAAUUGAAGCAAUGUAUCAUUUGUUAGUAAGUGAACAGCAAGAUGAUAUAGCCCGGAUGGAACUUGAUCAAUCAUUAAUUAUUCCGUCAGAUCUAAAUUUUUCAGAGAAAACAUUGAGUUUGUCAACGGAAGAAAUUGAGAAACUUUCUUACAUUAAACCUCAAUCUUUAGGAGCUGCAAGCCGAAUACCAGGAAUUAAACCAAGUACUAUUUUAAAGUUGUUACAUUACAUUAAAAGUAAUGAAAAAAUACAAUGUAUAAAUGAAUAACGUUUGUCUAAUAUAUUAUCAUAUUUACAUGAUAUCCUAAUUUUUGUUCUUAUGUUGUCAAGUAAAUUUUAUUAGAAAAUUAUAAAAGAUUACUUUUUCUCUUAAUUAUAUCAUUAUAUUUAAGUAUGUUGCAUGAUAUUUAAAAAUAAUACACUUAUGUAUCAUGACUUGAUGUAGUUAUUUUAAUCAUAAAUAUGUAAAAAAAAUAAAAUCACUUUUUUUAAAUAAAGAAUGUUAUACAAAUGAAUUAGAGUUUAACAGCAGUAAUACUAGCCUGACAUUUUGUAUUUGAAAAUAAUUAGUUACUUAGUUUUAAAUAAUGAUUAGAUAUCUGUAUUUAAUAAGUAAGAUAGUAACUAAAAAAUUCAAAUUUGAGUUGUAUGCUAAAAUAUUAUUAGGCUUGUAUUGCUAG
Molecule: messenger RNA, 2546 nt
Organism: Daktulosphaira vitifoliae (grape phylloxera)
Lineage: Eukaryota; Metazoa; Arthropoda; Insecta; Hemiptera; Phylloxeridae
Product: protein MTO1 homolog, mitochondrial
Exons: 12
Coding region: 155-2134 (659 amino acids)
Biological process (GO): tRNA methylation; tRNA wobble uridine modification
Cellular component (GO): cytosol
Molecular function (GO): flavin adenine dinucleotide binding
Source: RefSeq, a predicted model, not a curated record